This is a messenger RNA of Rubroshorea leprosula, 2292 nucleotides long. The record is from the annotation of a GenBank genome assembly. NCBI's taxonomy places the organism in Eukaryota, Viridiplantae, Streptophyta, Magnoliopsida, Malvales, Dipterocarpaceae.
ACGAAGACCGUGGCCCAUUCUGGAACAAUCGAUUAACUAAACGGACCCUUUUUUUCUUCGGUCCGGAAUUUCACGUCUUCAUCUCAUUUCCGGCAAUUUCGAUGCUCAAAAUCAUUCCUUUCCAAAUUAGGCCCCCGAAUUUCAAUUUUCAAGUUCAAAACCCCCCGGCGAAACCCUAAUUUCACGCCCAAAAUGUUCAUCUUCGUCACUUUCACUUUCGCCUCGAAGCUACUCAAACCAAGAACACGAAUACCGCAAAGAUCACUUCCGUUGAAUCUUGACUGUAAUCUUACAUCGACUAGAUCCAAGUCUCAAUCCACUUCCAUUCCCAAGAAGCAGGACCGAGUCCGCGAUCAUGGCUACGACAACUACAUGGAGGUCGAGAAGAAGACCCGGAAAGUCCUUAAGUUCCAGUCCCUUAUCCUCUCUCAACCCAACCAAACCCUCCCCGUAUCUCGCCUCGAGAAUCUGGCUCGUCGUCUUGGCCUUGGCUUCAAGCAACACGAAGCUGGGGCUUUCCUCCUCAAAUUCCCCCAUGUUUUUGAAAUUUAUGAGCACCCAGUUCAGAGAAUUCUCUACUGUAGGUUGACUCGCAAAGCAAUUCGCCAGAUUGAGCUAGAAAAGGAGGCGCUCAAUGCCCAGAUUCCAGACGCGGUGAGCCGGUUGAGGAAGCUGCUUAUGAUGUCAAAUACGGGUCGGUUAAGGCUUGAACAUGUUCGUAUUGCCAGGACUGAGUUCGGUUUACCUGAUGAUUUUGAGUACUCGGUAAUUCUCAAGUACCCACAAUUUUUUAGACUGUUUGAUGCUAAAGACACUAGGAAUAAGUACAUCGAAAUUGUUGAGAGAGAUCCUAAGUUAGCUGUUUGUGCAAUAGAGAAAUUGAGGGAGAGAGAAUACAGAGAGAAAGGACUUGAUGCUGAGGAUAUUAGGUUCUCAUUUCUAGUUAAUUUUCCACCUGGGUUUAAGAUAAGUAAGUAUUAUAGGAUUGCUGUAUGGAAGUGGCAACGGCUUCCUUAUUGGUCGCCAUAUGAGGAUAUUUCUGGGUAUGAUUUGAGGUCACUCGAGGCUCAGAAAAGGAUGGAAAAGAGGGCCGUGGCAACAAUUCAUGAGUUGUUGUCACUGACUGUGGAGAAGAAGAUUACUCUGGAGAGGAUUGCUCAUUUUAGAAUGGCAAUGAAUUUGCCAAAUAAGUUGAAGGAUUUUCUUCUUCAGCAUCAGGGGAUAUUUUAUAUUUCAACUAGGGGGAAUUAUGGGAAGCUUCAUACAGUGUUUCUCAGGGAGGCCUAUAGGAAAGGAGAGUUGGUUGAACCAAAUGGUUUGCAUUUGGCUAGAAGAAAGUUGGCGGAGCUGGUUUUAUUGAGCCCAAGGAAGGCAAAGGUGGAUCCAGAACUUGUUAGCUUUAGAAGGGAUAGAGAAGAGGAAUUUGAGCAUGCUAGACGGGACUAUGUGGAGAAUUCUUUUGGAGGUUUUGGUGUUGAGGGUAAUGUUGAGCAGGAUGGGAUAGGGGAAGUUGAUUCAAAUUCAGAUGUGAGUUCUGAUGUUGAAUCUCAUUACACAGACGAGGAUGACGAUUUUGAUGAAACUAUGGAUGCAAAGGUGGAUGCCCAUUGCAACCAAUGACCAAAAAUUCAUAUUGUUUUGAUGUCAUGGUCCUAGUCAUGGGUAAAUUUGAUUUUCUUGAUCUUAGAACCAAUUUGGAACUAUGGGGGCUAACCGCCAAACUCUAAACAACCAUAGGACUUGUGGAUUGAGGACUGCCAUGUUUGAUCUGGACAAUGUGCAAAUGGGAUUCUUAUUCACUAGUAAACAAGUACCUUUUAUGGCGAAUUGGUUUUAAAUCCUGGCUUACAAAGGAUCUCUGGAGAGUGGAAAAGAGCUUGAAGUUGAGUUGUGAAUUUUUAAAAUGGAAAUAUGGAGCUGAGUCCAUCUAAUUGCUGCCAUGUCUUCUUCCUGGAUGUAAACUAUUUUCACUUCAGUUAAUAGGAGUUAGUUUCAGAAGCUGCUUCUACCUGAUGACGACACACGUGCAAUCAGAAGUCUUGAAUAUCAAUGAAAAUUUUAUUCUAAUAAAAGAAGAUAAUGCAAUAAGUUUAUAGUUUUGAAUUUAUAUAUGGCCAAAUAGUUCACAUCACAAUCUUUACAUUGUAGAUAGUUCUUUGUAAUUUGAUUGUUUCCAUGAUUUUUUUUCUCUCAAAGCUGGUUCUUAGUUCUCUGCUUUAAUGUUUUGUUGCCUCUCACAUUAGAAGAUGAUUGGUAUCUGGUUUCCUGCCACAAUGAAUGUGCUCUUCCAGU